Messenger RNA from Mucor mucedo, 531 nucleotides. RefSeq lists its product as uncharacterized. The transcript has 2 exons. The record is from RefSeq and is a predicted model, not a curated record. Bases 1 to 531 code for a protein of 176 amino acids. Lineage: Eukaryota; Fungi; Mucoromycota; Mucoromycetes; Mucorales; Mucoraceae.
AUGACCACGGAAAACGGGUUGAUGCGCAUAGUGAUUCCUGUGGCUCCACAGUUGACUGAAAAUACAGAGCAAUCCGAAAUUGAAGCAUUUGCUACUGCAUUGAGCAAAUAUUAUGAUAACGGCAUCACCUUCGGCAAUUGUGGUCUCACUAUCCAAUACUCGGGAUGUUACCGUUUUUUCUGCUUUGCAGAAAUGUUAAAAAAAGAUUAUCCCGGCUUUAUUGCCAAAUUCAUAGAAGUUUUAAAGGAGCAAAACUACACUACCAACAAGAUCAAGCUCUUAAAGAACGUGGGCAAUAGAUUCAAUAAUCUUUUGUACUAUUUUAAACAUGGCGCGUUUGCCAUUGCUGCUUUAUAUACCACCAAUUUCAUGCGUGAAUUAAAUGAGGCCGAAUUCGCGGACAUUAUAGCCUUUAUUCAAAAGGAUAGAUCUCUAACAAAUGAAUUACGAUGUAUGAAGCUAAAUCCACAAAUGCUUAAGUGCACUGGCGAUUUGCAGUUCAUUGAUUUUAGACGAAAAAAAGCUUUGUAA